Panicum virgatum (switchgrass) is the source of this 3461-nucleotide messenger RNA. RefSeq names its product homeobox-leucine zipper protein ROC9-like. NCBI's taxonomy places the organism in Eukaryota, Viridiplantae, Streptophyta, Magnoliopsida, Poales, Poaceae. Gene Ontology annotation, molecular function: lipid binding; DNA binding; DNA-binding transcription factor activity, RNA polymerase II-specific. The record is from RefSeq and is a predicted model, not a curated record. Gene Ontology annotation, biological process: regulation of DNA-templated transcription.
GUCAACUAGUUAAGUCAUGCAGCUACCUUUGCGUCACCGCGGCGGGGAGCAGGUGGGAUUCUUCGUCUUAUUAGGUAGCUGGGAAACGCCCAGUGCCACGACGGCACGACACCGAGCAGCAGUUUGCUUGCUCUAAGCUCAAGGCAUGAGCAGCCGAGCAGAGGCGCACUCAAACGAGCAUGAGCUCACGGCAUCGUCAUCUCCUUCGAGAUCAGCGCCGUCGCCGGGUGCCCUGCACGCCCCGCGCGCGCAACUACCGUUCAACCCCUAACUGCCUGUCCGCCGGCGUCUAUAUACCCGGCACGCAGACACCGUGCGCCUGAUUAUCGGCCAUGCUUUAGAGCUUUAUUAGUUAGUAAAGCACCCUGCAGAUCUCUCGCACGUAAUUCUUCCUUGUUCCCUUCCCCUUCAUGCCAUUAUUGCCAACCCUCAAGCCUGCAAAAACAAGCUAAGGGGCGCUCUAGCCACUUAGCCAGGCCAUAGGCUUCCCCUGCUGGCUCCAGGUUCAGGGCCGGGCAAAUGGGAUCCAGCAGCCGACCACCACCGCGCACCCAGGACUUCUUCCCGGCUCCGGCGCUCUCCCUCUCGCUUGCGGGUGGGUUUGGCCGGAAUGAGCCGGCGGCGUCUGGUGGGGAGGAAGUGGAUGCUGGCGAUGAGGGCGGCGGCGGGAUCAGACUGAGACCAGGCGAGGCGGCGGAGAUCAGCAGCGAGAACACGGCGGCGGGAAGCCAGCAGUCCGGCGGGGAGGAAGCAGCGGGGCAUGGAGACGGGGGCGACAACAAGAGGAGGAAGAGCUACCACAGGCACACCGCCGAGCAGAUCAAGGCCAUGGAAGCGGUAUUCAAAGAGUCCCCGCAUCCAGACGAGAAGCAGCGGCAGCAGCUGAGCCAGGAGCUCGGCCUCUCCGCACGCCAAGUCAAGUUCUGGUUCCAGAACCGGCGAACUCAGAUCAAGGCAACCCAGGAGCGGCACGAGAACGCGCUGCUCAAGUCCGAGCUGGAGAAGCUCCAGGGGGAGAACCGCGCCAUGCGGGAGCUCGCCAAGAAAUCGCCACGCUGUCCGGGCUGCGGCGCCGCCGCCGCCGCGAGCACGGAAGAGCAGCAGCUCCGGCUGGAGAACGCCAUGCUCAAAGCCGAGGUGGAGAGGCUGCGCGGGACCCUGGGAACCCCUGCCGCCGACGAGCUCGCCGUCGCCGCCCCGGCCUCGCCGUCGCCGCCCCGGCCUCGCCGUCGCGCUCGGCUCGCGCCAUCCGGAUCGGCUGCGGGCGGCGGCGGCCUUUCGGGACACGACAGAACGAGGAUCCUGGAGCUGACGGCGAUGUGCUCCGCCGGGGAGCCGCUCUGGGUGCGCAGCCUCGAGACCGGCCGCGACGUCCUCAACUACGACGAGUACGCGCGGCGGUUCCAGCGCGGCGGCGAUGAUCCCGCUGGCGGCGGAGAGCAGCGGGCCGGGUGGUCGGUUGAGGCGUCGAGGGAGACCGGGGUUGUUUUCCUCGACACGACGCAGCUCGUGAAUGCUUUCAUGGAUGCGAACCAAUGGAUGGAGCUAUUUCCUACCAUGAUCUCGAAGGCCGCGACGCUGGCUGUGAUCCGUGCCGGCCAGAAUGAUGACAAAGACGGUGUCGUGCAACUGAUGUUCGCAGAGGUCCAGACGCUGACACCAUUGGUACCGACGAGGGAGUUGAGCUUCCUUCGCCACUGCAAGAAGCUUACCGCCGACAAAUGGGCCGUCGUCGAUGUCUCCGUCGACAACGUUGAGCCGGAUGCACGGACGUCGUCGACGGCUUCCAAGUGCUUGAAGAAGCCCUCAGGGUGCGUCAUUGAAGAGCAGACCAACGGCCGCUGCAAGGUGACCUGGGUGGAGCACGCCACAUGCCGCAACGCCGCGGUCCCGUCGAUGUGCCGGCCGGCGGCCGCGAGCGGCCUGACGUUCGGCGCCAGGCGCUGGGUGGCGGCGCUCAGGCUCCAGUGCGAGCGGAUGGUCUUCUCGGUGGCGACCAACAUUCCGGCAAGGGACUCAGCCGGUGUCGCCACACUGGCGGGCAGGCGGAGCGUCCUGAAGCUCGCGCACCGGAUGGCAUCGAGCCUGUGCCGCGUCAUCGGCGGAUCGCGGGGCCUGGCGUGGAGCGGGCAGGCGUCGAACAGCGGCGGCGUCCGCGUGACGUCCCGGAGGAACGCCGGCGACGACCCUGGCGAGCCGUGCGGGCUGGUCGCCUGCGCCGUGCUGUCGGCGUGGCUGCCAGUGAACCCGGCGGCUCUCCUCGACUUCCUCAGGGACGCGUCGCGGCGGCACGAGUGGGACGUGAUGCUGCCGCCCGGGCGGCCCGUCCGGAGCCGCGUCAGCGUGGCCAAGGGGAAGGACCGCGGCAACUGCGUCACGGCAUACGCCCCGGGAGAGCAGGACGGCGAGUGGAUCCUCCAGGACAGCAGCACCGGCCCCUGCGAGUCGACCGUGGCGUACGCGCCGGUCGACGCCGCGGCCCUGCGGGCGGUGAUCGACGGGCACGACUCGAGCGGCGUGGCCGUCCUGCCGUGCGGCUUCGCGGUGAUGCCGGACGGGCUGGAGUGCAGGCCCGCGGUGAUCACGUCGUGCCGGAAGGAGGAGGAGGAGAACAGGGCGGCGGCGUGCGGAGCGCUGGUCACCGUGGCGUUCCAGGCGCUGGCCAGCAUGUCGCCGGCGAACGACGGCGCGCUCCCGCAGGACGCCGCGGAGCAGUGGCGAAGCCAGCCCAAAAAAUGACAUAGGGCGGAGUUCAACAUCAAAAUUUUCGCACGGCCAAAGUGAUGCGCCGAAGAUUGCUGCCCGGUUGCAAGCGCCCGCGGCAGCGGUGCACGGGAUCCGCUGACACGGCUGGCGGGUGUCGAGUUGGGGUUGGGAUGGAUGCGGAGCGCCAUCAUGCAACGACAGCAAUGCGUCGGCGUGAGUGCCUGAGCGGGACUGCAGGCAGGGGGGUGGAUGGUGAACUGCCAAAGUUGCCAGCAGCGUCUGGUGGCAAGAAGACGCAGCGUUGGGCUGGGGCUAGGCUGAACCUCUUAAGAGGCUACAGCCCACUCGACCGGACGGUCCACGAGAUCACGAAGUCCUCUCGUGCAGUGCUCCAUUGGCCCAAUCUGAGUCUCGCAACUCUUGGCAGUAGAUGACCAUCGUCCUCACGUUCGGAGGAGGGGGGCGUCAUCGCACCGUCACGAGCCCCGAUCGGAGUUGAGAACGGGGGAUAUUGUCAGCACCCACGAACCGGAGGAAGCAUCUACCACUAUGGACAGCCCCACUAGAAAGCCUAGUGUUAGUUUUGGUGGUAGCGAAUGGGUUCGCUAGAUGUGCCUGCGCGCACGUAUCAAGCCCAACCCAUAUAAAUGCAAGAGAGUCGCUAGUUAAAAUAUUGAGUGCAUACGAGGAGGAGUAUCGAACAAAUUAUAUGAACUCUUACUCUUUACUCAAGUAAUUUGUCCUUUGAAAGUUAA